AUGUCCGGCUACCAGCAGCAGCAGCAACAGCAGGCGGGCCACUAUGAGGAUGACUACGGUCAUACCGGAGCCCACGGCGAUUCCUAUUACCAGGAUGAGCAUGCUGGCCAGGCAUACUAUGACAACCAUGAAUAUGGUGAUGGGUAUUAUGACCGAGGUGCUCCGAAUGCCUACGCUCAAGAGGGAGGCAACCAAGAUUAUGCCGAAGGAGGGUACUAUGAAUCCGGUCAUCAGGAUGAAUACUACGCCGAUCAGUACUACGAUGCCGGUCAAGCUGGCUACGGCCGCGGUCGACGGGGAAAUGAAUCCGAGGAGGACUCGGAGACUUUCAGCGAUUUCACCAUGAGGUCCGAAACCGCUCGUGCCGCCGACAUGGAUUAUUACGGGCGUGGAGACGAGCGUUACAACAGCUACACUGAUAGCCAGUACGGUCGGGGAGGAUAUGGAUACCGCCCUCCCUCAUCGCAGAUCUCAUAUGGAGGAAAUCGGUCAUCAGGUGCCUCUACUCCCGUUUACGGCAUGGACUACGGAAACGCGUUGCCGGCUGGCCAGCGUUCGCGGGAACCCUACCCUGCCUGGGCCUCUGAUGCGCAAAUUCCGCUUUCCAAGGAAGAAAUCGAGGACAUCUUCCUCGACCUGGUCAACAAAUUCGGUUUCCAGCGAGACAGUAUGCGGAACAUGUACGACCAUAUGAUGACCCUCCUAGACUCUCGGGCAUCUCGUAUGACUCCUAACCAGGCACUUUUGUCCCUUCACGCCGAUUAUAUUGGAGGCCACAAUGCCAACUACCGCCGCUGGUACUUCGCCGCGCAUCUUGACCUGGAUGAUGCGGUGGGCUUCUCCAACAUGAAACUCGGCAAGGGCGACCGGAAAACUCGCAAGGCCCGCAAGGCUGCGCAAAAGGCAGCUAAGCAGAACCCGGAGAACGAGGAGGCUACCCUAGAGGCUUUGGAAGGAGACAACAGUCUCGAAGCCGCGGAGUACCGCUGGAAGUCGCGCAUGAACCGGAUGUCUCAGCACGACCGCGCCCGCCAAAUCGCUCUGUACCUUCUGUGCUGGGGUGAAGCAAAUCAAGUCCGCUUCUUGCCCGAAUGUCUCUGCUUCAUCUUCAAGUGUGCCGAUGACUACUACUCCUCGCCUGAGUGCCAGGCCCGCGUGGAACCAGUGGAGGAAUUCACCUAUCUCAAUGAGAUCAUCACCCCUCUCUACCAGUACUGCCGUGACCAGGGAUAUGAGAUCUUUGAGGGCAAGUAUGUCCGUCGUGAGCUCGACCACAACAAGAUCAUUGGUUAUGAUGACAUGAACCAGCUCUUCUGGUACCCUGAGGGAAUCGAGCGAAUCAGUUUUGAGGACAAAACGCGUCUAGUCGAUCUCCCUCCCGCACAGCGUUGGCCUAAGUUGAAGGAUGUCGUGUGGAAAAAAGCCUUCUUCAAGACCUACAAGGAGACUCGGUCUUGGUUCCACAUGGUCACUAAUUUCAACCGUAUCUGGGUCAUCCACUUGUGUUCAUUCUGGUUCUUUACUGCAUACAACGCGCCGACUUUGUACACCCCUAAUUACCAACAGCAACUCGAUCAAAAGCCCGAGACUGCCAAGGUGCUCGCAGCCGUUGGUUUCGGAGGUGCCAUUGCCGGAUUUAUUCAAUUGUUUGCCACUAUUUGCGAAUGGCUCUAUGUCCCGCGUCGAUGGGCCGGUGCUCAGCAUCUGCGCAAGCGUUUCUUCUUCGUUCUUGCGGUUUUCUUGAUCAACCUGGCUCCCGGUGUCGUGAUCUUCGGGUUCCUGGACAAGCUUCCCACUGGUAUCCAGAAGCCGGUUGGUCUGGCACUGGGAAUUGUCCACUUCGUUUUGGCGCUGCUCACCACCGUCUUCUUCUCGGUUCAACCGUUGGGCGCUUUGUUCGGCAGCUACCUCAAAAAGAAUGGUCGGCAGUAUGUGGCAAGUCAGACAUUCACGGCUAGCUUCCCUCGUCUCUUUGGCAACGACAUGUGGAUGUCCUACGGUCUUUGGGUGUGCGUCUUCGGCGCCAAGCUUGCCGAGUCUUACUUCUUCUUGACUCUGUCCCUCAAGGAUCCCAUUCGCAUUCUUUCUCCAAUGCAGAUCUACCAGUGCACCGGUGUGAAGUAUCUCAAGAACAUCCUCUGCCACAAGCAACCGCAGAUUCUUCUCGGUCUGAUGUUCUUCAUGGACUUGACGCUGUUCUUCCUGGAUAGUUACUUGUGGUACAUUAUUUGCAACACCAUCUUCUCCGUCGCCCGGUCAUUCUACCUGGGUGUUUCCAUCUGGUCUCCGUGGAGAAACAUUUUCUCUCGUCUGCCUAAGCGUAUCUACUCCAAAGUCUUGGCGACCACAGACAUGGAGAUCAAGUACAAGCCCAAGGUGCUUAUAUCUCAAGUUUGGAACGCUAUCAUCAUCUCCAUGUACCGUGAGCACCUGCUGGCGAUUGAUCACGUCCAGAAGCUUUUGUAUCAUCAGGUUCCAUCUGAGCAGGAGGGCAAGCGUACACUUCGUGCUCCAACCUUCUUCGUCUCCCAGGAGGAUCAGUCUUUUAAGACCGAGUUCUUCCCGGCGGGUAGUGAGGCUGAACGCCGUAUCUCCUUCUUCGCCCAGUCGCUUUCGACCCCGAUGCCCGAGCCUCUACCUGUUGACAAUAUGCCCACAUUCAGUGUCCUCAUCCCGCACUACUCUGAGAAGAUCCUCUUGUCGCUUCGCGAGAUCAUCCGUGAAGAUGAGCCGUACUCUCGUGUCACUGUUUUGGAAUAUCUCAAGCAGCUUCAUCCUCAUGAGUGGGACUGCUUUGUGAAAGACACCAAGAUCCUGGCCGAUGAGACAUCUCAAUUCAAUGGUGAAUACGGCGAGAAGGGAGAGAAAGACGCCGCCAAGAGCAAGAUCGACGAUCUGCCUUUCUACUGCAUUGGUUUCAAGUCCGCUGCGCCUGAGUACACCCUCCGCACCCGUAUCUGGGCUUCUCUCCGGUCUCAGACCUUGUACAGAACAAUCUCCGGAUUCAUGAACUACAGUCGGGCCAUCAAGCUGCUGUACCGUGUGGAGAACCCUGAGGUUGUUCAGAUGUUUGGUGGCAACUCUGAGAAGCUGGAACGGGAACUGGAACGGAUGGCUCGCCGCAAGUUCCGCAUCUGUGUCUCUAUGCAGCGUUAUGCCAAGUUCAGCAAGGACGAGCGUGAAAAUACCGAGUUCCUGCUCCGCGCCUAUCCUGAUCUCCAAAUUGCCUAUCUUGAUGAGGAGCCCCCUGUCAAUGAAGGUGAGGAGCCGCGUUUGUAUUCGGCUUUGAUUGACGGCCACUGCGAACUUCUUGAAAACGGCAUGCGAAAGCCCAAGUUCCGCAUUCAGCUCUCAGGAAACCCUAUCCUUGGAGACGGAAAGUCCGACAACCAGAAUCACGCCAUCAUCUUCUACCGUGGUGAAUACAUUCAAUUGAUUGACGCCAACCAAGACAAUUACCUGGAGGAGUGUUUGAAGAUCCGAUCUGUUCUGGCUGAGUUCGAAGAACUGUCCACGGACAACGUCUCCCCUUACACUCCCGGUGUUCCGUCGCCUGAAACCACUCCAGUUGCAAUUCUUGGCGCCCGUGAGUACAUUUUCUCUGAAAGUAUCGGUGUGCUCGGUGACGUUGCCGCCUCCAAGGAACAGACAUUCGGUACCCUCUUCGCCCGUACUCUUGCCCAGAUUGGUGGCAAGCUUCAUUAUGGUCACCCUGAUUUCCUCAACGCCACCUUCAUGUGUACACGUGGUGGUGUGUCCAAGGCUCAAAAGGGUCUUCACCUAAACGAGGAUAUCUACGCUGGCAUGAACGCUCUUCUUCGUGGUGGACGAAUCAAGCAUUGCGAGUACUACCAAUGUGGUAAGGGUCGUGACUUGGGUUUCGGCUCCAUUCUGAAUUUCACCACCAAGAUCGGUACUGGUAUGGGUGAGCAAAUGCUUUCUCGUGAAUACUACUACCUCGGUACUCAACUUCCUCUGGACCGCUUCUUGUCCUUCUACUGCGCCCACCCUGGUUUCCAUCUUAACAACAUGUUCAUUAUGUUGUCUGUGCAAAUGUUCAUGGUCGUCCUGAUCAACCUCGGUGCCCUGAAGCAUGAGACCAUCACCUGUCGCUAUAACCCCGAUUUGCCCAUCACCGACCCUCUGGAGCCCACUUAUUGCGCGGAUCUUGUUCCCAUCAUCAACUGGGUGAACCGCUGUGUCAUCUCCAUCUUCAUUGUCUUCUUCAUCUCCUUCGUUCCAUUGGCUGUCCAAGAGUUGACGGAACGCGGUGUAUGGCGGAUGGCUACCCGUCUCGCGAAACACUUCGGGUCAUUCUCCUUCAUGUUCGAGGUGUUCGUCUGUCAGAUCUACUCUCAGGCUGUGCACCAGAAUUUGUCCUUCGGUGGUGCUCGAUACAUCGGUACUGGUCGUGGUUUUGCAACUGCUCGUAUUCCAUUCGGUGUUUUGUACUCUCGAUUCGCCGGUCCUUCAAUCUAUCUGGGCGCGCGUCUUAUGCUCAUGCUCCUGUUCGCUACGACGAGUGUGUGGACUGCUGCUUUGAUCUGGUUCUGGGUAUCGCUGCUGGCUUUGGUUAUCUCGCCAUUCCUUUUCAACCCUCACCAAUUCUCCUGGAAUGACUUUUUCAUUGACUAUCGCGAUUACCUUCGUUGGCUCUCGCGCGGCAACUCCAGAUCGCAUGCCUCCUCUUGGAUUGGGUUCUGUCGUCUGUCUCGAACUCGACUCACUGGAUACAAGAAGAAGCUUCUGGGUGUCCCCUCUGAGAAGGGUUCCGGUGACGUUCCUCGUGCGCGCUUCACCAACAUCUUUUUCAGUGAGAUCGUCGCUCCACUUCUCGGCGUCGCAGUAACCCUCAUUCCCUACUUGUACAUCAACUCCCGCACCAUGUUCAGCGAUGACCCUCAAUAUGCUCCUAAUGCCAUUUUGCGAAUUGCGCUCGUCGCCGUUGCCCCUAUCGGUGUCAACGCCGGUGUCGCUGGAAUGUUCUUCGGCAUGGCCUGUUGUAUGGGACCUAUCUUCAGCAUGUGCUGCAAGAAGUUCGGUGCAGUUCUUGCUGCCAUUGCUCACGCCAUCGCUGUUAUUGUUCUCCUUGUCUUCUUCGAGGUCCUUUUCGUCCUGGAGUCCUUCAAUUGGCCACGCACCGUCUCCGGCAUCAUUGCCAUGAUGGCCAUUCAGCGCUUUAUCUACAAGCUGAUCGUUUCGUUGGCCUUGACUCGUGAGUUCAAGAACGAUCAGUCUAAUAUCGCCUGGUGGACCGGCAAGUGGUACAACAUGGGAUGGCACUCGCUUUCGCAGCCUGGCCGUGAGUUCCUCUGCAAGAUCACUGAGUUGGGCUACUUCGCGGCCGAUUUCGUCCUGGGACACACGAUCCUCUUCUUCAUGCUCCCCGGGCUCGCUGUGCCAUACGCGGACAAAUUUCACUCCGUCCUCUUGUUCUGGCUUCGUCCUAGUCGUCAAAUCCGCCCGCCCAUCUAUUCCCUCAAGCAGUCGAAGCUGCGCAAGAGGCGUGUGAUCCGGUUCGCCAUCCUUUACUUCGCCAUGCUACUGCUUUUCCUCGUUCUUCUCAUCGCACCAAUCGUCGUUCGCAACAUGGGUCUGGAUACCAGCUUGCGCAAGUCCCUCUACAAUGCUGUUGGUGUCAAGGCAAACGGACUGGCUCUCCUCCAGCCUCUCGACAAGGGCCUCAACGACACGGUGUCUUACUACACCGGCAGCGGCCUCCCCGCUGGUUUCUCAUCACACGCCGUUGUCACUCCCACUGCAGGAAACUUUGACUUCCAGCGGUUGCUGUGA
Penicillium oxalicum is the source of this 5793-nucleotide messenger RNA. Its product is annotated as 1,3-beta-glucan synthase. The record is from RefSeq and is a predicted model, not a curated record. Lineage: Eukaryota; Fungi; Ascomycota; Eurotiomycetes; Eurotiales; Aspergillaceae. Gene Ontology annotation, cellular component: 1,3-beta-D-glucan synthase complex; plasma membrane. Gene Ontology annotation, biological process: fungal-type cell wall polysaccharide biosynthetic process; (1->3)-beta-D-glucan biosynthetic process. The transcript has 3 exons. Bases 1 to 5793 code for a protein of 1930 amino acids. Gene Ontology annotation, molecular function: 1,3-beta-D-glucan synthase activity.